Lathyrus oleraceus (garden pea) is the source of this 2834-nucleotide messenger RNA. RefSeq lists its product as uncharacterized. The record is from RefSeq and is a predicted model, not a curated record. NCBI's taxonomy places the organism in Eukaryota, Viridiplantae, Streptophyta, Magnoliopsida, Fabales, Fabaceae. Bases 618 to 2441 code for a protein of 607 amino acids. The transcript is spliced from 3 exons.
UGUUUUAUGACUUUCUCUGAAUUUCUAUUUCUCUUUCUAUGCGGGAAUCGUUAGGGUACACUCUUCUUGGCCCCCUAAAACAACAACGUACCGGGUCCCACAUCGCCCUCCCUAUUCUCUCUUCAUCUAUCAAACACAAACACCUUCUUCUCUCUUCAUUCUUCCACCGUUCUUUUCGUUAAUUUUCCUUUUUAUCAAUUUUCUCUCUAACUAAUACUACUACUAAUACAGUUACAUCCUUUAAUUGAAAAAUAUUAUUAUUACAAAAAUAAAACUCUAGUAUUUUGGAACUUAGUAGUACUAGUAUUCUAUUCUAGUAGUAUUCAUUCCUAGCUAGCGGUGUUUAUUCUACUUGUUUGCUCCUCAAUCUGCUCAUUCUUGUUUUUUUUCUUCUUUUUUCCCUUUCACCAUUUCUGUUUCUUUCCUCUGUUUUUGAGGUAUUGAACUGUUCUUGUGUGGAAGAAAACAUCAAAUUCUUCUCUUCAUCUUGUUGCUGAGAGAUUGUUGAGCUUCUCUUGUCUUUCCCCAGAUCCAACUCCAGCUUAAUUAAUCAGGGCAAUGAGUUUGAGAGAAGGUUGUAAAUUGUAAUCAUUAAUCUUGAACAGUAGAGGUAGAAGAUGGAAAAUGUAAGUUUAUGGAUUCAAAAAGAGGAUUUGUGCGGUGGUAGAGAUGAGUUAUCAGAGGAAUUAGAUUCUUCAAAAUCACGUUUGAGUAAGUUGAUUAAAAGGUCAAAUUCUCAUUCAUCAGUAUCUGUAAAUGCUAUUCAAUCACAAAUUAGUAAAGUUUUCUUCAAUGGUUUAUUUUUUCGACACGGGAAUGGACUUGAUAAUAGGAUUCCAAAGCAUAUGGUAAGUGUCGACGAGAAAUAUCUUCGUCGUUGUCUUGAAUUGGUACAUAACUCUGCAUUAAAAGCGGCUCAAUGGAACAACAUACCGAUGAGCUUAAGAGUGGCAAACAUCGGGAGUAUAUCAAAAUGUUUAAAUUCGGAUAAAUCCAUUCGUGGAAAUUUUGUUUUUGAUUGUCCUGUUGCGACUGAGAUCGGGGGAGUUGUUAUGAAUACUGAUACUGGAGAAGAGUGGGGUUUAGGAUCAGUAAUGGAGAGCAAGAGUAUGAUAAAUAUAUUGAAUAGUGCUUUGCUUCGGAAAUUCGGUGAUUCGGAAAGAAAUGAGAAUUUGAACAGGAUGAAUUUUUCUGAUGCAAAAGGAUUGAUAUGCUACAAUUUUAUCGACUCUUCUAGCAGUUUAAGCGUCUCUUCAUCGUAUAACCUUGAUAACGAAACAACACCGUUUGCACAAAAGUAUGGAUCCAUUCCUUUUCAUAAAAGACUUGCUUCCACUUCUAGCGCAACCUCUACUUGUUCUGAUUGGAUGUCAUCGACUUCUACUUUAUCUCAGGGAAUGAUUCAAUGUUCGUGGAAACAAGGGAUUCCUCGUUUUAUUUUUUCCGCAGAUGAUCAGAAAGAGGUCUAUGUAGCGAAUUUGAGGAAGGUAAUAGACUCGACCGAUCAUAAGGCUUUGGACUAUGUGUAUCAGUUUCACUUAAACAAGGGUGGUCGAAAGGGUCGUGAAAUUGCUGACGAGGAUUUGCCGCUUGUUGGGAAGAUGAAUGUAUCGACAAGUUUCACUCUUUGUCCGAAUAAUAAUUGUAGAGUAAUGGAGACAGAGUUCACGUUAUUCCAGAACAUUGAAGUUUAUGAUAACGCGUUCGAGUAUUCUCAUCCAGUGAAGAACAAGGGGCUAAAGAAAAAGGUGUCAAAAGUUUUCAGAACUAAUCCAUCAUCAAAACACAGAACACUCUCCAAGUUCAUCGGAUCAGGUGGCGUAUCAGAGACUUGUCUGUGGGAUCCGUAUACUCACGGUGGAAUCAAUUUAUUAGAGACUAAUGUUCCUCCAAAUUUUGAAAUGGCUUCGAUUGUUGUAAAAGACCACCUUCCUUGUAAUAAACCAAUAGGUGGUUGGGGCUUAAAAUUUCUCGACAAAUCAGGUGCAAAUAAAACCGCGUCACCGUCUGAAAGUUGUAGUCAAAAUAAUGAUGACUGCUCAUCUAGUAUGAGCAUUCUGGUUCCAGCAGGCCUUCAUGGUGGUCCUAGAACCAGAAAUGGCGGCCCGUCUAGUUUGAUAGAUAGAUGGAGAUCCGGCGGUCACUGCGACUGCGGUGGUUGGGAUGAAGGAUGUCCAUUGACAGUACUUCAGAAAAAGUCUAGCAAAGUGGAGGUUCUGUCUCACGUAGAUACCAAAGGCGAGUGUGUGUCAGUUGAUUUAGUUACUCAGGGUUCGAACGAUAUUAGUCCAGCCUUAAGGAUGGUAAAUGUUCAUGACGGUCUGUAUUAUAUUCAUUUCCAUACACCUCUUUCUGCACUACAGGCUUUCUCCAUUUCUGUGGCUAUAAUUCAUAUGCAGAGUCCUACUCUUCGGCCAAAAAGUGUGCAGGAACUGUCAUAAUACAAGUAAAACACAGUUUAUUUACAGCCAUAAUGCUCUUUCUGUAUUAUAAAUACAACUCAGAGAGAAGAUUCUGGUUUUUAUAUGUCAUUCAGGUUUUGUUCCUAUGUUUCAUAGAGGCGGAUGUUAUCUUAUUUAGGAAAUCUAUAGACAAGAUCAUGUGACCAUCUUUUUCCUCAUUCUUUUUAGUUGAAGAGGAUAGAAUGUACAAGGGUUUACUGGAGAUAGUUUGCUAAAUUGUAGCGAUGAGAUUGUGUUUAUCAUAUUUAUAUUUGUUGGUGAGAAGUGGAAUUUAUUUAACACCUAAUUAUUCUAUGGUUAGUUGUAUGCAGAUGAUUUUGUAUGUACUAUAUAUUCAAACUUAAGUUUUGAACUGGAAUGCCGAUUCGCGUC